Chenopodium quinoa (quinoa) is the source of this 2874-nucleotide messenger RNA. RefSeq names its product sorting nexin 1-like. The coding region runs from base 1323 to 2501 and encodes 392 amino acids. The transcript has 10 exons. Gene Ontology annotation, cellular component: endosome. Lineage: Eukaryota; Viridiplantae; Streptophyta; Magnoliopsida; Caryophyllales; Amaranthaceae. Gene Ontology annotation, molecular function: phosphatidylinositol binding. The record is from RefSeq and is a predicted model, not a curated record.
UUUUCUGCUUUGAUUUCGUAAUUCUUCAAUAUAGUUUUGUUGUUGUCAAUAUCAUAAUUUGGAUUAGUUUCAAUUUUUGAUGACUUUCUGAUGAUUUGUUGUGAAUUGGGGCAAUGUUAGUGCGUUGAAGUGAUUCAUUUUGACCAAUUUUAGAAUUGUUUUUAUUCAAUUUGAGGUCUUGUUGUGGAAAUAGAUGUAGAAGGGGUUUUGAUUUUGGAAGAUUGAUGAAAGACUACUGAGUUAUUGUUUGGAAUAAUGUUCAAUUUUGGGUAUAUGUGUGUAUAUUUGUGUAAUAGGUAUUAAUGAUGAGAUGCAGAGUUGAAUUGGUAAGGUUGGUGAGCAGUGGUUUGUUUGGUUUGUGGUGUCUUAUGCCGAAACCCUGGAUGUUGGCACACUAAAGAUCUCGAGCUCGACGAGCUGUGGAUUUUGCUUGUGCAUUAUGAUGAGUAGAUUACUAGAUUUGAGCUAUUAUUAUGGGAUCUGAGGAGAUUAUUUGAGCUGUUAUAUAUGGUAAUUACAGUCAUUUGGGCGAAGGUUUUUAAAAGAAGUUUCGAAGGUCUAAGCGCUUUCACUAUAUAGAAUUAGCUCCAAUCUUUUAUUUUCUGGAAACGAAGAAUUUUAGUGCAAAAUAUUUGCAGUGAAAGUUUAUUGCAAUAGGGAUGUGUUAGGAUUGCAACUUGUUGUUUGGACCCAAUGAGUUGAGUCACAUAUUGUGAGGUUGUGGAUGAGUUUAGUGUUGUAGUGGUGCAGGCAAGGCUUAUACAGUGUUUAGUGUUUUAGGUUGCAGGGCAAGUUUUUCCUAGAUUUUUUUUUUCCCUUGCUACCUCUCUUAACAAUUCUUAGAUACUUUCUUGCCUCAACUAGUUACCUUCCCACAUCAUUUUGCUUGUAUGACCAACCUGAGUUGCGUCAUUUGAUGUGCACUGUUGGCUGUUGCGCACUUGCGCCUCACGCAGGUGAAGUGUAUAGGAGGCUUAGCCAGAGUCAUCACAAUUUUCAUGUAUUUUUGGGAAGAUUUAUCGUACUAUAACUAGAACUCUACUCAAGUAGGAGAUGUAAAGCCACUCUCCAUUCAUUUGAUUAACCGCCCUACUCUAAUGAGUAACGACAAAGAUUUUUGCUAGUAUUUAGCAAGCCGACACCUUGCUUCAGAAUCUGUUUUUGCUAAGUUUUUGUUCUGAAGGACUGAAUUUGUAAUAGACUAGAAUUUUUUAUUUUUUAUUUUUUACUUUUAUUUUUGAAUGGGCGUAUUUGCCUCCUUCCCUCAUUCUGCACCUUAAAAGUUAUAUAUACUUAUAUAUAUUAGCUUCUAAAUAAUCUGAAUGAUGCUGAAACUGUUUAAAAUUUUGGGGGGUAGUGGAGUACUCUUAAACCGUCUUCUUUCCUGCUGGAUCUUUGAACGUGUUGGCUGUUGGGAGCUAGAGAUUUGCAUAUGUACACGUGUAUGUACAAACUUACCAGAUUAUCAAGGACCUGAAAAAAUUGUCAUUCGACGAUACAAUGACUUUGUUUGGUUACGUGAUCGCCUUUUCGAGAGAUACAAAGGCAUCUUUAUACCCCCUCUUCCAGAGAAAAGUGCUGUUGAGAAAUUUCGCUUCAGUGCCGAAUUCAUUGAAAUGAGGCGUCAAGGUUUGGAUUUAUUUGUUAACCGGAUAGCUUCACAUCCUGAACUUCGCCUAAGUGAUGAUCUGAGGUUAUUUUUGCAGGCAGAUGAAGAGACAAUGGAGAGAGUGAGGGCUCAAGACCUUGGUAUUUUCAAGAAGCCUUCUGAUCUAAUGCAAAUCUUCAAGGACAUGCAAUCCAAAGUAAGUGAUGUUGUUUUAGGGAAGGAGAAACCUGUUGAAGAAUCAACUCCUGAGUAUGAGAAGAUGAAACGUUAUAUCUUUGAGCUUGAAGAGCACUUGGGGGAAGCACAGAAGCAUGCUUGUCGCCUUGUUAAGAGGCAUAGAGAGCUGGGACAAUCACUGUCCGAUUUUGGAAAGGCAGUCAAGCUCUUAGGUGCCUGUGAGGGAGAUUCUCUUGGAAAGGCAUUUGCUGAGCUUGGCACAAAGUCAGAAGAGUUGUCAAUCAAGCUACAAGCAGAGGCCCACCAUCUACUAAUGAAUUUUGAAGAACCUCUGAAAGAUUAUGUUCGUGCUGUGCAGUCUAUCAAGGCCACUAUAGCAGAGAGAGCUACCGCAUUUAAGCAACAUUGUGAGCUGUCUGAAACAGUGAAGCUGAAGGAAAUAAAUCUAGAUAAGCUCAUGCUCACAAGGUCAGACAAAUAUGGAGAUGCUGAGGCUGAAUAUCGGGAGCUAAAAGCAGAAAGUGAGGAAGCAACUAGAAGGUUUGAGACUAUUGUUCGAUUAAUGAACGAAGAGAUGGUACGCUUUCAAGAACAAAAAACAGCAGAUAUGGGGGUAGCAUUUCAUGAAUUUGCCAAAGGACAAGCACACUUGGCCAACAGCAUUGCUGGAGCCUGGAGAGGCUUGCUUCCAAAGCUUGAAGCUUGCUCUUCUUGAUUAUUGAGGCAAAAGGUGAACAGAGCCCAAAAGGAAUGGGGUGGGUGGUCCGCAGGAAUGCCAAGAGCAUCUGUUUCUCUUGUAAAGGAUUUUCAGAUUUUUUUUUUUUUUUUUUCUAUUUUUUUUUUGGGGUGAACUUUGUUCAUCUGUUGUAGCAACAUCAGUACAUCACAGAUUAUCUGGAAAAUCUGUGAGUUGCGAAAGUUGGGAAUAUCGGAUUAUGUGUAAUAUUGUGCACAUAAAGAAGAUAAAUUCACUUGUAUUUGUAUCUUUAAUAACAUUUGUGAAAACUGUGUACUGUAGUGGUUCAAUCGGUGCUUCAGUGAUAAGCUGAAGCCUUGUUUAUAAGUUAACAUCAGGUUAUAUAUUUCAA